Messenger RNA from Betta splendens (Siamese fighting fish), 5303 nucleotides. It is a transcript of the gene lrrc4.1, whose product is annotated as leucine rich repeat containing 4.1. The record is from RefSeq and is a predicted model, not a curated record. Bases 1884 to 4748 code for a protein of 954 amino acids. The transcript has a single exon. Gene Ontology annotation, molecular function: protein binding. Gene Ontology annotation, biological process: synaptic membrane adhesion; excitatory synapse assembly; modulation of chemical synaptic transmission. Gene Ontology annotation, cellular component: postsynaptic density membrane; plasma membrane; glutamatergic synapse. Lineage: Eukaryota; Metazoa; Chordata; Actinopteri; Anabantiformes; Osphronemidae.
GAGUGCUUUGAGCUCAUCCAACUACCUCAGGACACUGCAGAGAGAGCAGGAAGGAGGCAGAGAGAGAGGGAGACAGAGAGAGAGGGUGAGUAUGCGAAUGAGCAAGAGCGAGAGAGAGAGAGCGAGAGAGAGAGUGUAAGAGAUAGAGAGAGAUCCAAGCAGGAGCACGCUCUCUCUUUUGCUGCUACAACGGAUCCUUUCCACAUCGACGCUACUGGUAACGUCACGCCUGUAAGCCGCGCGGUUGCCCAGCGCUCGCCUUCCCGGUCCUGUUCCUCUCCCCAGCUGGACGCCGCAUUACAGAGGGGGUGCUGAUCGCCACGCGGAGAGGAAUAUAAAAAACUGGAAACAAGGGGCAAAAGAAACAAGCCGGAGAGGACGGAGAAACUGCGCAGCACCCCUCCUCCUUUAACCCACCUUGAUCAACCCAGCUACAGCACCCCCACUCCUCCCAGCACCCCCAUCCAUCCCCCACCCCACUCCGCCGCUGAAGAAAUUGACGGAUUAUUGAGAAGUGCAUGGGAGGCAAGCUGCAGCUGCUGCCGUGUGCGCUCGCUACUGCUGCUGUGCGCUUCACGGGGAUGGUGUGCGCGCGUUCGCAUUCGCUGCUGCCACCGCGGCGGCUGCCGUUGCUGAAGCGUGUGGUUAGUUAGGAGGAGGACGCUAAAGAAGGGCACCGUGCGCUGCCUAGCCUUUUAAACCCCCGCCGAGCACUCCUGGAGGAAGAAAAACCGGGGAAAAAAAACCUAACGGACACGACGCCACACUGAAAGGGGGAGCGAAGGGAGACGAGCGAGAGAGGGAGAAGGGCUGUCAGACGCACCGAGCGACCAACUGAUUGACCACUGAAAAGUGAACUGAGGAAUUAAGGGAGGAGGGGGACCUUUUGUGGACUUGUCAACCCCCCAACCAUUGUAAACAAAAGACAAAAAACACUGAAAAGGACUGUGGAAUUUUCAUUCAGUCUUCAUCCGUCCUAACCCCACCUAUCUCGCUUUUUUGUCUUUUUUUGUCUGGGCUUUCGGCGCACGAAAAAUUGUGCGUGUGUGUUUGUAUGGUCGCUUAUGCUAUGGAGACCUGGGAAAGGUGUCUAGGUGGGGGAUCAACUAUCGGAUUCCAAGGACAAGCACGAGAAGAGGAGCCGACAGCAAGGAGAGAGAAAGGGAGCACUACUGCUUUGGAAGCCUGACUGGAUUCCUAUCUGCAUUUUCUUUUCUUUCUAAUCAAGACGGAAAGGGAAAAAACAUUCACUAAAGGCCUUCAAAUCUUUCUAUUUGGAUGUGUGGAUUUACAAAAGGGCUCAUCUUGUUUAAGCUCUUUGGCACUGAUACCUGUUUUGACAGAGCAAAUACAAAAAGCCGUUCUCUGCUGCUCUUGGAUAUACAUACAUCUGAUCUGAAUACCACAGCUCUUUCUGAUUGCAAAAAAGGAGAGAAGCUUUAUAUCUCAGUUCAAGGACCUGUAAUAAUAACUUGAGGUAGGUGUCUAGUGUUUCAACCCCUCUUUGCAUACGUUUAUAACACCCUACCCUCCCUUCUGUUUUGUAAUGCAGUUUCUGGUUGCUUAAUUUACCAUCAUGUCCCUCUCAUACACACAUUGUAGGGAAGCCAGUCUUUUCGACCCUCCCCUGUCCUGAGAACAGUUUAUUUCAAUAAAGGUACUGCUUAACUGAGGAUAAUUCAAUUCCUCCCAACCCCCUGCAAUUACCCCAAACCCAUGCUUUCCCCUUGUCUUAUUCAGUUCCCUUAAACUAUUUAUUCCAGUCCCUUUAACAGUACAACCAGCCAACCAGCUAUUUUCCCUGUCCCCUAAGUACCCAAACACCAGUCCCAAACACCCCAUCCUCCCCCCCAGAUGAUGCUGAAUUAUGAACGUGCCACAUCAUGAGUCUCCUGGGGCGGGUAGCUGUGCAUCGUGCCAGGAAAGCCGCCCUGCUCUGUGUACUCUUCCUGAUGGCGCGAGCGUGGAGCAGCGCCUCCCUGGCCUUGGCGGGGGCGGCGGUGUCUCAAGGACCCCAGGGCUGUCCACCGCAGUGUUCCUGCAGUAAUCAGCAAGGGAAGGUGGUGUGCACCCGACGUGGCCUCACCCGCGUGCCCCCUGGCAUUCCUGCCAACACGCGACACCUCAAUCUAAUGGAAAACGCCAUUGAGGCGGUGCAGGCUGACUCCUUCCGCCACCUGCACCACCUUGAGGUGCUCCAGCUUGGGCGAAACGCCAUACGGCAGAUUGAGGUGGGCGCGUUUAAUGGACUAACCAGUCUCAACACCUUGGAGCUGUUUGACAACCGCCUGACAGUGGUGCCCAGUGGGGCCUUUGAGUACCUGUCCAAACUAAGAGAACUGUGGCUGAGGAACAAUCCCAUUGAGAGUAUUCCCUCGUAUGCCUUCAACCGAGUGCCCUCCCUCAUGCGACUGGACCUGGGAGAGUUAAGAAAACUGGAGUACAUCUCUGAAGGAGCUUUUGAGGGCCUACAGAAUCUGAAGUACCUCAACCUGGGCAUGUGCAAUGUAAGGGGUGAUUUGCCAAACCUAAGUCCCCUCAAGGGCCUUGAGGAGCUGGAGAUCUCUGAAAACCACUUUCCUGCGAUAAAACCAGGCUCCUUCAAAGGCUUACGCGCACUGAAAAAGCUAUGGGUGAUGAACUCACAAAUAACGGUGAUAGAGCGCAAUGCUUUUGAUGACUUGACUUCAUUGGUGGAGCUUAAUCUUGCCCACAAUAACUUGAGCGCUGUGCCACAUGAUCUGUUCUCCCCGCUAAAGUACCUAGUGGAGCUCCAUCUCCACCAUAACCCCUGGAACUGUGGCUGUGAUGCUGUAUGGUUAGCACGCUGGCUAAGGGAGUACAUCCCCACCAACUCAACUUGCUGUGGACGAUGUCAUUCACCUGCCAGCAUGAGAGGUCGACAGUUGGUUGAAGUGGACCGAGGUGAGGGUGCUGCAGUUCAGUGUUCUGCACCAUUCAUUGCUGAUGCACCAAGAGACUUUAACAUCUCAGCAGGCCGAGUAGCUGAGCUUCGAUGCCGCACAGCUCUAAUGUCGUCAGUGCGCUGGCUCCUACCGAAUGGGACUAUCCUGACACAUGCUUCUAGUCAUUUUAGAAUAUCAGUGCUCAAUGAUGGGACCCUCAAUUUCUCCAAUGUGCUGGCAGCAGACACAGGCACCUACACCUGCAUGGUGUCCAAUGCAGCUGGGAACUCAAAUGCGUCAGCCUACCUCAAUGUGAGUGCAGCUGAAAUUAAUACAUCCAACCUGAGUUACUUUACCACAGUGACUGUGGAGGUCAUGGGGCCAACCACUGAAAUGCCCAAGCCUAAAUCUACCACAACUACUGCUGUUGCUGCAGGUGCUGGGGUAGCUGGAGGAGGAGGAGCAGGCCUUGGGACAACAACUACAACUGCCUCUCCUUCGAUCUUUCAACCAGUCUUCAUUUCCACGCCAACUGUGUUACUACAAAGCACAGACAGUUCGCCAGGUGCAGUUAAGCCAUCUGUGAUGCCUGGAAUUCAAGGUGCCACGGGCAAACCAGGAAAGUCUGGCCCUAGCCUGGAUGAGGUGAUGAAGACCACAAAGAUCAUAAUAGGUUGCUUUGUGGCAGUCACGCUGUUGGCUGCUGUCAUGCUCAUCGCUUUCUACAAACUGAGAAAACGGCACCAGCAAAGGAGCACAGUGGCAGCUGCUCGCACUGUGGAGAUUAUCCAGGUGGAUGAGGAGGACCUUCCACCACCAGCUUCUGCAGCUCAAGAGACAGCUCUGACAUUACCUGAAAUUCGGGACCAUAACAGCAUACACAAGCUGGACUUCAUCAGCCACAAGACUGAUUACAGCUUUCACAAACCCAAGGCAGAAUAUAAACCCCAGCCUGAUUUUACCCUUCACAAGCCGAAGGCUGAGUAUACCACGUAUAAGCCAAAUAUGGACUUUAGUAGCCACAAAUCAGCCCCAGAUUACAGUACCCACAAAUCUACACCAGAUUUUAGCCUUCAUAGACCAAAGCUUGACUACAGCCCCUUUAGGCAGGACUACACCAUUCACAAGCCUAAAGUAGAAUACAGUCCAUUCAAACCAGACUUUGGCACUCACCCAAAAACUAAAACGGACUACAGUCCCUUCAAGACAGACUAUGGCACUCAUCCAAGGCAAAAAUCUGACUUCAGUCCUUUCAAACGAGAUUACAACACCCAGCCAAAACCUAAACAUGACUACAGCCCAUUGAAAUCAGACUACAACACACAGCCUAAACACAAGGUUGAAUACAGUCCAUUCAAGCCUGAUUAUGGGACUCAUCCGAGACCUAAACCUGAAUACAGCCCAUUUAAGCCUGACUACAGCACUCAGCCUAAACUUAAAGCGGACUACAGUAUCCAGAGAUCAAAAACAGACAUCACCUACAAACCUAAGGACCCGUAUGCCACCCAUAAGACUGCAACUGAUUACAGCGCCUUCAAGACCGACUUCAGCCCCCACAAAGCGGAUUACAGCGCCUUCAGGUCUGACUUUAGUCCACAUAGUCAGAGACCUAAACUUGAUUACAGCCCACACAAAGUGGACUACAGCCCUCACAAGGUGGAAUACAGCACUCUAAAGCCCAAAUAUAACACCUAUAAACCGAGUGGACAUGGGGCUAAAUGGACAGACAACAAUGUUGGGAAUUCUUUGCCUCGAACCUUGCCCAGCGCCAUCACAGCAAUGGCUGAGCCCUUCGUCAUAAAAACUCACAACAAAGAGAAGGUACAGGAGACUCAGAUUUAAGAGGGCCCCCAAAAGGCUCCCCAUUCCUUUUCUCAGACCCUAGCUCCAACCCCCCCUUGCCCCACACCCCCUUUCUUCCUUUCCUCAUUAAAUCAUGCAAUAGAAUGCACAAAAAAGGACAGGAACUACUUUUUGUACAGCGUGCAAACUUAAAGACUGAUGCUUUCUUGUUGUACAUGCUUAUAAAUAAAUAUAUAUAUGGACAAAUUGAACCUACCAUGGGCUGGUGAUAGAGAAACAUAUAUUAAAAAGAUAUUGAAACUAUUUUCUAACUUGUAACUUCUAUUUAAAAACAAUGAAUUGUUUAAGAUGCUGUCUUGACUUUGAAAAUGAGGGUAGUGUUGUUUUAAAAAGGGGCAUUCUGUGUGAUUUUUACACCAUGCUACAGAGAAUGCAGUGACGAGAAGAUAUUUAUAUAGAGAAGACUUUCUUUAACUAAAACCGAACAAAGGUCAGUGUUGAUCUUUACAGGUUUAUCUUGUAAAAGCACCAAGAAUUUGUACUGUGCCAAAUGUUAUAAAUGCAAUAAAAAGGAUUUUUGGAAGAAAAAAGGAA